AUGCCCUUGCUGACUUCACUCUGCGAGCUCUGGUCCUGCGUCCUCUACGUAUUCGGCUUUUUGGUUCUGCUAUGCGCCAUCGACAAUACUCGAAUCCAGCACACCAGAACCAUCUAUCUCUACGACCCCAACGGCGCCGAGUACAUUUCUUUCGAAGUAGCAACAUACGGGGUGCGGGAGAACGCCCCGAACGCGCCCGUGCCGACGUUGUUAGCCGCCGAUGGGGUAGCCCAGGAACCUGAUAUGCGAGCCGGGAGCAACAGUGCGAGAGGUGGGAGGGCUAUCAGGGCGGACAGUCAGAGGGAUACAGAUGGGUCUGAUCUAAGCAUGAGCUACGGUUCAACUGUUACCGAGUCGCCAUCUGCGGCGUCGACCUCCAUCUCGGGUGAGACGUUGGUGGGGUCCGACGCUGGAACGUCGAUGUCUGUCGGGACUUUAGUGGGGUCAGAGCCUGGAACGUCGAUGUCUGGUGACACGUUAGUGGGAUCUGUCGACUCUGACUGGGAUAUGUUGGAGUAG
Stereum hirsutum FP-91666 SS1 is the source of this 519-nucleotide messenger RNA. RefSeq lists its product as uncharacterized. Lineage: Eukaryota; Fungi; Basidiomycota; Agaricomycetes; Russulales; Stereaceae. The transcript has a single exon. The record is from RefSeq and is a predicted model, not a curated record. The coding region runs from base 1 to 519 and encodes 172 amino acids.